This is a messenger RNA of Podarcis lilfordi (Lilford's wall lizard), 5959 nucleotides long. The record is from the annotation of a GenBank genome assembly. Lineage: Eukaryota; Metazoa; Chordata; Lepidosauria; Squamata; Lacertidae.
AGAGAGGCGGGGUUCCGGCCGCGGGGAGUGCUGACUCUCUCUUCCGUUCUGCUGGCAGCUGCAGGAGCCGAGGUGGGCGAGCGCAGGAGGGGAGGGCAGGUGGUCUUGGCAGGCAAAACCGGGUUUGGGGGUCUGAUCGGAGGACAGCUUUGGAUGAGAAAAGGAGGAGAGGGGUUUUUAGUCGGGGAAAUGCAGGUUGGUUGGAGGAGGAGGAGGAGGGGGUCUAUUCUGCCAGGGAAAAAGGAGGGCGAUUGGAACUGGGUGCUGGGUGCAAGGAGGCUUGGCAGAGAAAGUUUCAUUCAUUCAUUCAUUCACAGCAGUUGUGUCCCAUUUUCUUUCCUCCAAGAAGCUCGAGGUGGUGCACGUGGGUCCCCGUCCCCCCGUUUUAUCCCCACAACAACCCUUUGAGGUUGGUUAGGCUGAGAGGACAGUGAGGUUUCCCCCCCCCCCCGCCAAGCAGUUUCAUGGCCAAGUGGAGGUUUUGAACCCUGGUCUCCUAAAUCCUAGUCCAUAUUUAAUCCCCACCACAACCGUGUUGUGUUAUGUCGGUUAGGCUGAGAGGCAGGGACUAAGCUCAGGGUCAUCCCCUUAGUGAGCUUCCUGGCCGGGUGGGGAUUCGAACCCUGGUCUCUCUCGGGUCGAACACUCUGCUACACAAUAUUGUCUCUUUUCAUGGAGUGAGAUUCUGGAGAGCGGCUGGCAGUCAGAAUGAUCACUUGGCGAGAUGAACUACUGCUGUUACUACUACUGUUAAUUGCGUUUUUAUCCCACCUUUUGCUCUGUGGUGUUCAAGGUGGCGCACACCGUUGUCUCUCUCCUAAUUUAAUCCCCACAACAACCCUAGGCUGAGAGGGAUGUUGACUGGCCCAAGGUCACCCACUGAACUUCAUGAUGGCCAAGUGGGUAUUUGAACCUUGGUCUGUCCCAGAUCCUACUAUACUGAUGCUCUAACCACUACAUCACACCGGCUCUUGGUGGAAUCUUAUUAUGGGGCAAUUUCUGAGCAAUUGGGGAAGGGUCCUGACAGAAGAAAAAGAGGACGGGAUCACAGUAGAGAAAAAAUUGCCAUUCAGUUGAGGGGAUCAGAACUAUAGGAUAAACCUUUAGUGGUGUUGGAUCACAGGAAGCAGCAUUGUAUGGACUAAGUUAAUAAAUAAAAUUCACUUUGCCCAGCAUUCCCUUCUCUAGCUCAGCAGUUCCCAAACUUUUUCCUCCACAGGCCACAUGAAAAUUGCUGAGGGUCUUGGCAAACUACGUAAAUCGGUUUUCUGCCUGUUGUAGCAAUUGUAAUCCACUGUGCCAAGAUUUUGUAUGGUCCUUAAUUGUAUUUUUACUGAUUUAUUUUAAGUCACCUGUUUCACUUUGGAGGCCAUAUUUCAUUCAUGUUUGAGCAUGGAUGCUCAAAGAUCAUUUAUCAUGGAUUAGGGUUAUACACUCUUUAGCCAUCCCAAAACCAUAUUCGUUUAGAGGCAAAGUAGGGGUUCUAAUCUAUGUUUAGUAAGAUGGCAGUGUUUUAAUUGGUGAAUCAGUUAGGCUAACCGAUUAAAACAAAAUUUCAAUUUGAUUAAUUUGGCAGCAGGUUUUUAAAAAUAAACACACAUUUAAUUGCUGUGCUGAUACUGUUUCCCUUCCUCACACUUUAAACAGAUUCACCAUUCUGUACUUCACUUUUUCUCUACCAAAUAAUACUCUUCUUCAGGUGCAACUACAAAUCCAUCCUCUUCUCCAUUCCAGAUGAAGCUGUUGAUUCUUGCCGUGCUGGUUGCCACCUCCUCAGUCUACUGUGAGGAAGGGGCCAGGCUCUUGGCCUCCAAGUCCCUGUUGAACAGAUAUGCCGUCGAGGGCCGGGAUCUCACUUUGCAGUACAACAUCUACAAUGUUGGCUCUAGGUAAAUCCCUCUUAGGAAAGGCUGAUGGUAUCUUAAUGCUCUUUCCAUGGAGAUGCAUUUGAAAAGUUUUUAGAAGCUGCAGCUGGUGCAGAAUGCUGUGACCAGCCUGCAGACUGGAGCGGGUUGCAGGAAGCAUGUUAUUCUCUUGUCACUGACUACUGGUCUCUUUCCGGGCAAAAUUCAAAGUGUUGGUUAUAACGUAUAAAGCCCUCUAGGGCUUCGGCCCAGGCCACCUGAAAGAGUCUAUCUGCCUAUAUGAACCUUGGGAGUGCACCUUCAACAUCAGGUGAAUGGCUGGUGGUGACCCAAGAGAGAGGCUUCUGUGUGGCUGCUCCCAGAUUGUGUAAUUCCAUCUCAAGAAAGGUUAGACUGGUUUCCUUUUUGUUAUCCUUUGGCCGGCAGGCUACAACCUUCCUGUUCAGUCAGACCUUUGGAAACUAAGGCACAGACAAUGCUGACCACUGGGCUGCUAUCAGGGCAAACUGUACUUUUAAUUGCUGGUUCUAAGUGUGUUUUGUUGUAUUUUUAAUUAUUGAUUUUAGUUUGUCUUUAUUACAUUGUAUUUUAUAAUGUUUUUUAAAUGUUGGAAGCUGUCUUGAAUUCCAAUUUGGAAGAAAAAUUGAGUACAAAUUCAUUAAAUCAUCAGUAUUUCUUUACCAUCAUAUAACUUUUUUUUAAAAAAGUUACUUUCAUUUUUUAAAAAAAUACUGGUAAUCAUUAAGGUUACUUGUCUAAUCAAAAAUUAAGCCACUGUCAGCUGCAUAUUGAUGGCACCCUACCCCUUAUCUCCAGGUGCCUCCUGCCAUUGGUCCAUGAUGUAGGUGUUAAAGAAUAGCAUUUGGGAAUAAGAUGGAUUGCUAUGGCACCUACACACCAGACUUCAGGGACCUACCCUCUGGGGAGGACAGGACACCAUGGUCAAUGGCAGCUAAGAAAUCCUGGAGAAUCCAUAAGAUUUCACUCACCCUUUCUAUCUCACAAUACAAAUCAUCUGCCAGGGUGAUCAAGGUAGUUUUAGUUCCAAACUCAAGUUGGAAGCCAGAUUGGAAGGGAUCUAGGUAAGGGUCCCACACACCCUGCCUUCAAAUGGUGUCUUGUUCCUAAUACUGUUAUCCCAAUCCUUUUAUCUGCUGGCGUAAAGCGCUGCCUUAGAGGUGGAGUUGUCGGACGACUCGUUUCCUCCUGAAGACUUCGGCAUUGUUUCUGGGAUGCUCAAUGUCAAGUGGGACAGGAUCGCACCGUAUCCUUUUUUUUGCACAGAGUGUGACAGGUGUGUGUGUGUGUAGGGGUGACAGUGGCUCUUUUUAGAUUCUUUAGAGUCGUAAGAACAGUAGAGCAGCCUGCUGGAUCAGACCAAUGACCCAUUAAUCAAACUCAAUAGUUUUAAUUGGAUUUGGAAUAAAUGUGCAGUUAAAUGUUACUGUGUUGAGUUUUGUUGUGUUAUUACCUUUCUUACUGGGUUGUGCAAACCGCUAUUCUGAAUGCAGGUAACUCACAACUUAAAUCAGCUUUAACUUGUGUGCAUUCAGCUUUAUGCAUUUGACAAAAAUAAAAAGGGGGCAGGCAUCUGGGGUGGGGGGGACGACUUUGUCAUUUCCACCCACCAUUGCACUCAGGUGUUUGGGCUAGAUGGAACUUUGACUUUCUUGUGUUAUCACUGGAACGCAACCGCUGCAUAAUUUGAGUCACCUAUAAUGCUUUUUCUAGGAUAGAGUAGGGACAUUGGGAAGAAGUUUAUGGAACUAUUGGGGCAGGGCCCCCAAAAACGUUUGGGUUUAGAUCUUAAGCCUCAACAAGCCCUCGGGAUUGUCCCUUAUUUAUCUUGAAGCACUGAGCAAGUAUUCAGUGUUACACGCACGAGCAGUAAGACCCAAUCCACCCCCUGGUCUCUUCUCCCGAAAACCCCCUCUCUUUCCUUUCUGCUCCCGCGACACAGUCUGCUUCCUUAGCCACUGUCGCUCAGCGCCAGCAACGUGUCCCACACGGUGGUCCUGAGACCCCUGAAAGCCGGCUACUUCAACUUCACCUCUGCCACCAUCACUUACCUGGCACAGGAGGGGGCCCAGGUGGUGGUAAGUAGCAAGCGCCUUGGGUGGAGCCUGGGAUCUGCGGGGGCCCACAGGCUUUGGCUCAGCUCACAAACAAAGGCAUUCUUUGUAGUUACCACUGACCCCUCCCUUUCUUGAGUCCUAUGACUUGUGCAGGGAAAUUUGGGGAGGCUGUGUGUGAUGGGAAUUGUAGUCCAAAAGCAGCUAGAGACCCAAGUCUGGGAAACCCUGGGUUAGAGUUUUGUGGUGGUUGUUUAACAAGGAGACCUUGCAUGACCGCAAGCACCAUGGCCCUUCAGGGGAAAAGGUGGGGUUAAAUAAAUAUAUAAUAAGAAUAAUAACAAACACAAACCCCCUCAAUUUUCUUUCUUUUCAGGUGGGCUUCACCAGCGCUCCAGGGCAAGGGGGGAUCCUCGCCCAGCGAGAAUUUGACCGGAGGUUUUCGCCACACUUUGUAAGUAAAUAAAGCAGUGCUGUCAACCUGCUCCAAUACAGCAUUGGGGGCAUUAAAAACAUAAGAGCCUGAUGGAUCAACCCAAUGGCUCAUUUAGUCCACAUCCUGAUCUCACAGUGGCCAACCAGGUGCCCAAGUGGGAAACUUGUAAGCAGGACCGGAGAACAAGGGCACUUCCCCCACCUGUGGCUUCCAGCAGCUUCCAUUCAGAAGCAUUGCUGCCUCUGACUGUGGUGGCAGAGCAUAGCCAUUAUGGCUAGCAGCCAUUAAGAACAGGUAGGUAGCCGUGUUGGUCUGCCGUAGUCGAAACAAUAUUUAAAAAAUCCUUCCAGUAGCACCUUAGAGACCAACUAAGUUUGUUAUUGGUAUGAGCUUUCAUGUGCAUGCACACUUCUUCAGAAGUAUACACUUCUGGGUUUCACCGCAUGCACAGAAGCGCUCAAUAUCAAUCACAUUGUGCGCAUGUGCAGAAAGGCACCUCCAGUUACGAAGUUUUCGGGAUGCUGCCGGGCCUCCGGAACGGAUCCUGUUCGUAACCGGAGGUACCACUGUAUUAUGUAUGUUUGUUAUAUUAUCACUAUGCUUGUGUUUUGGAACACUAUAAUAUAAUCAUCACAGUCACGGCUUUUGACUAGCACAGUAGUUCCCAGACUUUUUCAGGCCACCAUCCCCUUGGUUCCAUAAACUAAUCCCCAGUGUCCACCACUCUACUCUAUAAAAAGCAUUAUUCAGAAUAGUGGUGUGCACAAUCCACUAAGGAAGAUGUGUGACUAACAGCUAGUUGUUGCACAUCUGUUCAAAAUCUAGUUUAAACUAUUUAGUUUAAUGACCUCAACAGAGUUGAUGAACUUGAUCAUGUGAUGCCAGCAUUUCAAAGUCUAUAGCCAUUUACACCUCCAGCUGCUCUCCUUACCUCUGUAAUCCCACUGCUUCCCAGGGGGUGCUGCCUCCCCCCACCCUUUGGAAACCACUGGACUAGCACAAUGAACUUGUUGAAUUGAAACGACUAAUUAUUUCCCUUUCACCUCCUUUUCUUUUAUAAAGCUGGAUUGGGCAGCCUUUGGGGUCAUGACGCUCCCCUCCAUCGGCAUCCCUCUGCUCCUCUGGUACUCGAGCAAAAGGAAGUACGACACCCCCAAGAGCAAGAAGAACUGAGCUGCGCCAGGUGGAUUGUGUUCCCCUCUGCGGUUCUAGGGGUACUCGGGAGCGACAGCAGAGCAGCCAGCGUUUCCAAACAAAUUGGGGUGUUGCUCUUCAAGAAACAGCUGCCGUAAAAAGAAAAACCAACCCAUCAGUGAAUUAAAACAGGCCCCACAUUUUCUGCCAGCCCUCCUAGCCCUUCUAAUGAGGGAUCCGUCCAGCCUCAGUGACGGAGGUGCCACCCCUCUUCCUUCUCCGCGUCAAAUCUGCUCUUCUUGGCCACAGGAGGGCACUGGAAGGAAGGGGAAAUAUCAGAGCCCUAAGCGUGAAGAAUUAGAUAAUCUGUCAGAGAAAUCUGUUGUGCCUCAGAAUGGUGUGUGUGUGUGUUUUUUUAUCAUGAAAAAUAAAACACAAACUUUGAAUCUGCU